AUGGAUGCGAAGAAAGUGAAGCUGGACCAGGACCCCCUUGUGUGCCCGAUCUGCCUGGACCUGCUGCGGGAACCGACCACCAUCCGCUGUGGACACAGCUACUGCAUGGGCUGCAUAGGGCGGCACUGGGCGGCCGAGGAGGCCCGGGCUAGGGUUGGGGUUAGGGUUAUGGUUACAGCCUACAGCUGCCCCCAGUGCAGGGAUGAGUCCCAAUCCAGGCCCCGGCUGGUGAAGAACGUGGUGCUGGCGGCCCUGGUGGAGCAGCUGAAGCAGGCCGAGGCCCCCCGGAGGCCCCGGGAGGGGCUCUGCACUAAGUGA
Molecule: messenger RNA, 318 nt
Organism: Menidia menidia (Atlantic silverside)
Lineage: Eukaryota; Metazoa; Chordata; Actinopteri; Atheriniformes; Atherinopsidae
Source: the annotation of a GenBank genome assembly